AUGGCAGUCUAUUUCUUAAAUGCGCUUGGUCCAACACCACCGCUUGUGCUGUUCGCAACCCUCAUAAUCCUACCAUUAGCAUAUUCCAUCUACCAACGACGCUUCCAUCCCCUGGCCGGUAUCCCUGGGCCUCUCUGGGCCAGUCUUACCCGACUAUGGAUGACGAAGCACUCCUGGGACGGUGACAUGAAUGUCGUCAUGAUCGAGCUGCAUCGGAAGCAUGGCAGUCUUGUUCGUACUGGACCAAGCGAAGUCAGUGUGUCCGACUUGUCAGCGAUCAAGCAGAUCUAUGGUGCAGGCACAAAAUUCAGGAAAUCAGAAUGGUACUCAGUAUGGCAAGGUCAUCGGAAGUUUGACCUGUUCGGAGAGCGUAAUGAACAAUUCAUGCAACCCAACGCCGACUAUCUAAGGGACCUUGAGCCAUAUGUGGACGAUGCUGUCAAGGUAUUCCUGGAUAAUAUGGCCGAGCGUAGUGGCCAAGUCCUUGAUUUGGGCAAUUGGGUCCAGUUGUUCGCCUUUGGUAUUAUCUAUGAGAACGUGAUCGGCGGAGUCACAUUCUCCAAGAGGUUUGGCUUCAUGGAUGCCGCUGCAGACGAUGGUUCCUUUGGCAGGAUCGAGGCUGCCCUCAAGUCAGCCGCGUGGGUGGGCCAGAUACCGAUACUAUACUGGAUUCAUGACGCAUUGUCGCCUUACAUAGGGAAUCAUCUCGGCAUUGCGGCUCGUCACGGGAGUCUCCGUAAUUUUGCAGUCCAAGAGAUCACAGCACGUCAAGAUCGAGGAGGCGACCAGCAUGACAUCCUGUCGAAGCUGAAGGCUAUCCAGAAAGCCAAACCACACGAGAUGGAUGGGAAUGGCGUGGCGAGCAUGGCUACAAGUAAUGUUUUUGCUGGGUCUGAUACGACUGCCAUAUCCCUCCGCGCCAUCAUAUACUAUCUGCUGAAGAACGUCAGUUACAAGCAAAGAUUGAUCAACGAGAUUGAUACUUCGCGAAGUCAGGGCAGACUUAGCGACCCUGUGAAGCUUUCCGAGGCGGACAAUAUGCCAUAUUUGCAAGCUGUGAUGUAUGAGGCGCUGAGACUGCAUCCUGCAGUCGGCAUGAGCUUGCCUCGAACUGUCCCACAAGGUGGCGCCAAUAUUGCAGAACACUAUCUCCCCGCAGGGAGCGUCGUUGGCGCUAAUCCAUGGGUCGUCCAUCGUAACCGAGAAGUGUUUGGUGAUGAUGUGGAAGCAUUUCGUCCAGAGCGAUGGCUAGACGAAGACAAGAAGGGCGACAUGCAUCGUUACUUCUUCGCGUUUGGAUCCGGAGCUCGCACUUGUAUCGGCAGAAACAUAAGUUGGCUGGAGAUGUAA
This is a messenger RNA of Recurvomyces mirabilis, 1350 nucleotides long. RefSeq lists its product as uncharacterized. Bases 1 to 1350 code for a protein of 449 amino acids. The record is from RefSeq and is a predicted model, not a curated record. NCBI's taxonomy places the organism in Eukaryota, Fungi, Ascomycota, Dothideomycetes, Mycosphaerellales, Teratosphaeriaceae. The transcript is spliced from 4 exons. Gene Ontology annotation, molecular function: oxidoreductase activity, acting on paired donors, with incorporation or reduction of molecular oxygen; heme binding; monooxygenase activity.